Mycena citricolor is the source of this 2721-nucleotide messenger RNA. Lineage: Eukaryota; Fungi; Basidiomycota; Agaricomycetes; Agaricales; Mycenaceae. The record is from the annotation of a GenBank genome assembly.
GGGAGAUGCCUCAAAGGCUUCAGAGCUCUCAUUCCUUCAGAAGCCUAGGCCAUAAGAUAUACUAGGAUGAGGUGUUAUUUGUGCCCCAGCAAAUUGAAAGCGAAAAAUGUUUUGUGCCCAGGUUAACCAGAGAAACCAUAUCGGAUUCAUGUUUUCUCACUUGCGAAACCAUUCCCGAGUCGAGAGACCUGCCCUGUGCUCCCGGCGUAUCGGGGGCGAUCCCGAAAGCCUCAUCUCAUCUUAUCGGCAUCAGUGACUCAGCGGUCAACGUGACCUGUGAUCUGUCACGGCUUCCUCUCUACUGCUGCCCGACGAUGAACUCGGACGAAGACGAUGAUCUUGCACGCGCCAUCGCGCUCAGUCUCGAAGAGGCACACGAUGGUAACCUCUCGAACGGUCGCACCCGCCAUCCUGCGAAGGGCAAAGCGAAAACAAGGUCGAUUCCGGCUGAGGUGGUGGUGAUCAGCGACGACGAAGAUGAAGAAGAGGCACAAGGCCGGAAAUCCCAGGAGCGAGGAAAGGAUAACAGAUCAGACGUUCCCAAGAAUCUACCAUCCGUUCAACCCAUGGCAUCAUCUUCGAAGGCACCCGUCGCCAUGCCACCACCAGCGCAGUUUACACCACCGCAACCUACACCACUUACCGAGCCGACGCCGCCCACUGCCAAUCUGCCUGCUGGCGCUGGACUUCUUUCACUGCUCGGGGACCGAGCGCAGAUGGAACGCGAGCGCUUGGCACGUCAGAAACGGCUCCGCGGGCCUUCCCCGCCCGCACCACCCCCGGUUUCAAGCGGAGAGGAAGACCUUGAUGAUGAUGAGGAGGAUGAAGACGAGGAUAUGUGGACUGCCAGCGAAGGAAGCUCGCGGAAACGCGUGCGAUUGAACUCAGCUGGGGACUCGGCAUCUCGGGGCGGUCCGUCGCAGCCACCGACGUUCCUCGACGGGGUGCUACGGAGAGUGGAGACAAAGUACGCUGAGGCGGGGCCAGGGGAAACUGGAUUGGCGCCUGGAGUCCGGUUGAGCGAGCUCAUCGGGCCCAAAGACGAGCUGGCGUUCGCGAUUCUCUCGGCUUUCGUCAUCGAUCCAUCGUGGAUCUACUCGUUCUUCGAUCCAACGACGCCAGUCAUUCUUGUUGCGGACUCGAAUACCACAAUGGCCGAAUCAUCUUCCAGCAGACCUACGCUCAAGAACAUCUUCCCGAAUUGGGUUCGAGUAUGCCCGCCCCUCGGCAACCGAGGGUGUAUGCACAUGAAGUACAUGCUGUUUUUCAAGAAGACUGGAGCGCUGCGCGUCGUGAUCAGCAGUGCGAAUCUUGUGCCACAUGAUUGGCGCGACGUGGAGAAUUACGUAUUCGUUCAGGAUGUGCCACGACUCAGACCAGCGGCCGAUUUUGUGCGUCUGCGCACGGGUGAGAAACCUGGGGAAGCGUUCCCGUCGGUGCUGGCCGGGGUUUUGCGGGCUACGGGUUUCGAAGCAGCGCUGGCUAUCAUGGAGCAGCAGGGUCACACGGAUCUGCCACUACCGACACUGAUUCCGUCGACCGUCGCUCGGGGCAAACCCAAGAUUUCGGCACUGGAAAGCAAGUGGGAUUGGUCGAGAGUGCGCGCUGCCUUGGUACCUAGUGUUCCGGGACGAUGGGAAGGCUGGGCCGGGGAUCGGGCGGUGCUCUUGAACGGUCAGACCCGUCUCUUGCGCGCGAUACAGAACCUUGGAUGUGGUUUGGACCCCGAGAAGGGAAAGCGGAAAACGGGAGAUUGGGAGAUCGAGCUAGAUUGUCUGACAUCGUCCAUAGGCACAUACACUCCACCUUGGAUUGCCGUAUUCCGGCUCUGCGCUGGUGGACGUUCGCGUGCGAUCCAAGCGUGGCUAGACCGUGGACGGAAGAAAACACCGAGACAAGGCCCAACUCGCAUCCUGUAUCCGACUCUUGAGACGAUCAAAGGCACGAAAAUGGGCGAGCCGGGCGCAGGGACGAUCUUUUGUCGGCGGGCCCAGUGGACGAAGAUCAGCGGGAUGGCUAGCGAUGCAUCUGGACUGGAGAUUCAUGACGUGCGGAGUAGAAGUGGACCAUUAACGAUGCAUACAAAGAUGAUUCUGGGCACGUUGAAAGGGCCACCGGCAGACGAUUCCGCGACGGAGAGUGACACAGACAGCGACAUAGAGGUGAUCGAGACCGGACCUAUAGGCAAGCCCCGGUCCUGGCUGUAUGUCGGAUCGCACAACUUCACCCCCAGCGCUUGGGGCAGGCUCAGUGGCAGUGGCUUCAAUCCUGUUCUUGAGGUGAUGAACUACGAGCUGGGUGUGGUGAUGCGCUUGGAGACGGAGGCGGAGGAGAACAAGGCUAUUGCGUGGGCGCGGCCGACCAGGCGCUAUGUGAAAGACGAUGUUCCUUGGAUCCAGGAAGAGAGCCCGUUCUUUGCCGAGUAGAGUCCCGAUAGAUAUGAUGGCACAUCUAGAUACUGGCAGCAGCUAGAAAACUACUUUUCUGCAGAAAGCGGGUGGAUUCCGUAUUCGCUCCUUCUGUGGCGAGUCUCAGCAAAGGGAGAUCGAGAGCGGAUAGCGUUGCAGACGUGCAGGUGACUAAGACAGGGUAGAAAAACGACAAGCACACAGCUCGUUACACUAGCUAGCCUUGCGUCUCAUAUAUUCGAAGCACAUCGAGCCGCUUGUCUCAAAACUCAUCCGAAUAUAGCACGCAUAUACUGUCGUACCGUCCAGAUUG